AAGCUCUUAGCCACCAUUAAAUUCAAAAAGAAAAUCCCAUCUUAUAUGAAGCUGGCGAGAAUGGCGAAUAAGCGGAGUAGCAUUGCCGGAACAGCGUGGAGUUUCCUCCGCCUAGCAAUGCUAUCACUAUGGACGAGAAAAAAUGGGGCUUUCAAAAGACGGGUUAAGUUCCUCAAACGCAUCGGACAUUACACAAAAGCUCCUCGUCAUGAUGAGAUCAGCUAUUAUAACGGACGUCAGCUUUCCUUCGAUGAGACCCCUAUUUUCCGCUCGGCCGUUGCUUCUUCCAUGAGGUUUCUUCUCCCUUGCAUUAGUGUCGAAGAAGUUGAUUUUGACUACAAUUUUGGAGUCGAUGAUGAAUGUUGUGAGGUCCACGGGUAUGAUAAUGGGAGGAAGGGUGACUCAACAGUACUCUCCGAUCAGCUGGCUGAGGCUGCGGCGGCGGAGGAAGAGAAAGGGUGUGAAGAAGGGAUCGAUUCAAAAGCGGAGAAGUUCAUAGUUGAGUUUUAUGAGCAAAUGAAGUUACAGAGGCAGAUUUCUUAUUUGGAAUAUACCGAAAUGCUUAAUAGAGGCGCCUCUUGAAUCUUUCUUUAAACAUAAUCUUUGUUUAUGUUGAAUCAUUGGCUAAUAAUGUCAAAAUAAUACUUUUGUAAUAAGAUUUUUCAUUUUCAUGUAAA
Molecule: messenger RNA, 677 nt
Organism: Hibiscus syriacus
Lineage: Eukaryota; Viridiplantae; Streptophyta; Magnoliopsida; Malvales; Malvaceae
Exons: 1
Coding region: 46-582 (178 amino acids)
Source: RefSeq, a predicted model, not a curated record